CAAACAGAACAAGUCAACUCCUUGGUGUUCUAGAAAGAAAUAGUAAAAUGUCUAGAUGUUAAAGUGUUUUAAACUCAGAAGCAAGUAGCCCCUGAAAAAUUAAAAAUCAGGGCAGUGGUUCUCAAACUCGGCCAAACAUCAGAGUCACCAGGGAGCUUUAAAAAAGCCACACUGUGCACGUCAUCCCCAAACCAAUUAAACUGAAGUUCCUGGGGGUGGUCCCCAGGUUAUUCCUCCAAGUCUGAGAACCACUAAUGUGUAGUGUGCUUGCACACAAGUGCUCCUCAACCCAAGCCAGACACCAGAAUCACCCGAGAAGCUUUUAAAGAUUACUGUCCUCCAACAAGUCAAAGACUGUGAUUUUUUUAAUGAAAAAACUUAAUUUUUUUUUAAAGCUCCCGGAGAAUUCUGUUAGUGGGUUGGGAAAAACUAGAUCACACCAUAAAGGUACCCACUUAGCUCUAUUUAAGCAACCACCACAGACCCGAAAGGUCUUCCAGUGGAACCGCUUCUAUGCCAGUGAAACACUGCACCUGUAUGGGGGAGGCAGUGUUUAACCUAAACAUUUAGGUUAAAAGCUGGGUUUUCAUAUUUUAAAUAUAGUGAUAUUAACUUUUUAUUUUAAUGUAUAAAUUUAUUUUAGCUUUGUUUGUUUUUUUAUCUAUAACUGAAUGAAAAGGGAAAAUAGAAUCUUACGUGUAAGAUGAUAAUUUGGAUAUGCUUUUGUGAUCAAGGAGAAAGUCCUAACACCUGCUUAUAUUUGACACCAUGUGAUAUAGGAACAGAGUUUGAGAAAGUUUGGCUCUAAUACAAAACUGAUGGUGGUCAUGGAAACGGUUCCCAACAAUUCUAGAACAGUUCUAGAACUGACCUAAAGGAAUCAUAGAGACACGGAAACUGACCAAUUCCGAAACGAGUUUCCCCUGACCUCUUAGGUCCUCACUCAUAAGUGUUUCUCAUGGGAAACAUAGUCAAGAGAGGCAGCAAGGAGCUGGUCACUGAUGGGGCCAAGUCACUGGAAGAGAGCUCAUGUGACACGCUCCAUGCCAAACUCUAUGAAGCCAUAAUGACAGAAGACUGCACUGCAAUCCAGGCCCUCCUACGAAGCCACCCCGUCAAUCAGCCCCUGACGGUUCUGGCCAACUCCACCAGCUGUGGAUUACUUCUGACCCAGACGCAGUCCAUCAUCCCCAUUCACCUGGCCGCCGAGCACCGCAAGGCACACAGCUUGCACUGUCUGUUAGAGCAUGGUGCUGACCCGGAAGUAAGGGACACAAGAGGCCUCACCACACUCCACCUGAUGCUGCUGCACUGGCCGAUCACCUCUACCGUGCAGACAAAGCCAGGAAACAGAAUCCAAAGGCUCCUGGCAGACAUUCAGAAUAAUGCCGUGACGUGCCUCCGCAUCCUGUGUGAGCAUGGAGCUCAGGUGAACGCUCGGGUGAACAACAGCCACAAGCAUUCCGCCCUCCACCUGGCCAUAAGGUACGGGACCUACCCGGUCCUCUCCAUUUUAGCCCAAAACGGUGCCCAGGUCAAUGCUAUAAAUGAAUCCAGCAUGACGCCCCUUCACAUGGCUGCAGACAUACUGAACAAGGAGAUGAUGGAAACACUCAUUGCCUGUGGAGCAAACGUCAACUACGCUGUCCCUUUCACGGGGAACACGGCCCUGAAGCUGGCAGUGUGCGCCGCCUCCAGCAAGGCGGGCCGAGUGCUGGCAGUGGGGCUGAGCUGCAUCCGUCUGCUGCUGAUUCAUGGAGCCGAAGUCAAUACCCAAGACCACAAGGGCCAAACAGCUAUCCACGAGGCAUGUUUCGCAGGCAGAGAGACAGUAAUUGAUCUCCUGCUUGAAUUUGAAGCCAACAUUAACAUCUUAACAAGAAAUGGGGAAUCUCCCAUACACAUGUACCUCCAGCGCAGUUCCAAUAUAAGAGACACGGCACUUCUUGCGAAGUUGCUUUACCGCUCUUACCCUUUGAGACUGACCAACAACCAAGGAAAUCUACCUGCAGGACUCACGCUAUCAGAAUUCCACCUCUUAAGGGAAUCCCUAAUAAAGUUAUCUCAAAAACCCUUAUCCCUAGAGGAUAUCUGUAAAAGAAACAUCAGAAAUAUUUAUGGUGAGAGGUACAAACAGCACGUGAAGCAGCUUCUCCCGGAGAAAGUAUGGAGUUCUGUGUACGGGUAUUACGACCUGGCUUGCCUUCUGAAAUAAGACCUCACAGUAUCACAGUGCCAGGGUUCCAGUAACUCCAAUCACGUUUUCUGGCUAGACACUUACCCAGAAAAUACUUAACCCAUUGCCUCAUCCAUCCCAAUCGUACAAACGACUGGUUGUUAAACUUCUUCAAAAAAUAAAAUGAUUUGCAUAUUA
Messenger RNA from Miniopterus natalensis, 2374 nucleotides. Lineage: Eukaryota; Metazoa; Chordata; Mammalia; Chiroptera; Miniopteridae. The record is from RefSeq and is a predicted model, not a curated record.